Messenger RNA from Benincasa hispida (wax gourd), 315 nucleotides. NCBI's taxonomy places the organism in Eukaryota, Viridiplantae, Streptophyta, Magnoliopsida, Cucurbitales, Cucurbitaceae. The record is from RefSeq and is a predicted model, not a curated record.
AUGGCCAUAUUUUCAGAUUUCUUGAAGGAGUCAAUCAAGGUGUUCAUGGAUGACUUUUCGGUUUUUGGAAACACCUAUGACUCUUGUUUAUCAAAUCUGAAAUUUUUUUUGAAGAGAUACGUUGAAAUCAAUUUGUUUCUGAACUGGGAGAAAUGUCGUUUAAUGGUAGAAGAAGGAAUUGUGCUAGGUCACAAUAUAUCAAAGGCAUGGUUGGAAGUUUAUCAAGCAAAAAUUGACGCAAUAUCCAAGUUACCACCACCAAUCAAUGCGAAAACACUUAGGAUUUUUCUGAGACAUGUGGAGUUCUAUCGAUGA